AUGUCUGAGAAUACUACCAGCCCCGCGCCUCCAGUGCCUACUGACGGGCCCAGCCCGACUAACCCUACGCCCGAGGAUGGCCCCAUUGUAGCACCGGAUGAUGAUAAUCUCACCGAUGACACCUCCACGAGUCUAGCAAGCUCUAUCCUGCAACAUCGCAUCGAGAACGGGCGGACGUAUCACAAGUACAAGGAUGGCAAAUACCACUACCCCAACGACGAGAAGGAGAAUGAUAGACUCGACCUCCAACACAACAUUUACCUACUCAGCCUCAACUACAAGCUGGGCCUGGCUCCUCCCAACGACAACCUCAAGGCUCAGCGUGUCCUCGAUGUAGGAACUGGAACCGGAUUGUGGGCUAUUGAUUUCGGCGAUGAACAUCCUGAAGCAGAGGUGGUUGGAGUUGACCUCACUCCAGUGCCAACUGCAUUUGUCCCGCCCAAUGUCAAGUUCGAGGUCGAUGAUAUCGAGGAGCCCUGGACGUACAGCCAACCUUUCGACUACAUCCAUAUUCGCGGGAUGACCUCGAGCAUUAGUGAUUGGAAGAAGUUUUUCGAGAAGGCUUACAAUCAUCUGACCCCUGGCGGCUACAUUGAGCUGUUUGAAGGCCACAUGAGGCCCGACUGCGACGAUGGAACAUUGACAUCAGAGAACGCUCUCAUCAAGUGGGUAGACAAGAUCGAAGAGGCCUCCAAGAUCUUUGGCCGCCCUUAUAUCGACGUUCCAGGCCUGGUGCCUCUCCUCAAGGAGACCGGCUUCAUUGAUGUGGAAGUAGUCAAGUAUAAGUGGCCCGUCAGCCCCUGGGCCAAGGACCCCUAUUAUAAGGAGCUUGGCGAGUGGUGUCUCGAGAACUUUAUGGAGGGCCUCGAGGGCUGGAGCUUGGCCGCCUUCACGAGGGCCCUCAAUUGGACCAAGGAGGAGGUCCAGGUCUUCCUCAUUCAAGUCAGAAAUGAAUUGAAGGACCGAAGGAUACACGCAUACUCGUCUCUGUAA
Messenger RNA from Colletotrichum fioriniae, 993 nucleotides. NCBI's taxonomy places the organism in Eukaryota, Fungi, Ascomycota, Sordariomycetes, Glomerellales, Glomerellaceae. The record is from RefSeq and is a predicted model, not a curated record.